Messenger RNA from Phytophthora sojae, 1365 nucleotides. RefSeq lists its product as hypothetical. Lineage: Eukaryota; Oomycota; Peronosporomycetes; Peronosporales; Peronosporaceae. Bases 1 to 1365 code for a protein of 454 amino acids. The record is from RefSeq and is a predicted model, not a curated record. The transcript is spliced from 3 exons.
AUGAGCUCGCCGCAGAAGAAAACCGCCGCCGCAACAGAGGGUAAGCUCUCUGUUGCUCAGUACCAUGAGCGCCAGCAGGCAAAGCGCGACGCGCUUGCUGCAAAGGCCGCGUCGGGGACAACCCAGUCGGAGAUUGUCCUCGAAGGUUCUUCUGUAGUCAACGACGCCGUUGACUACGAAGACGACGACGUGGAAAUGGAAGAGGGGGAGGCCUCUUCUAGCAAGCGCACGGAGUCUAUCGACAGCGAUAGUCUCGACCCGCAUGCUGGGUCGAGACGCCCUCGUGAAGGAGACGACUCGGACGCUUCAAGCUCGAAGCGUUCGCGCGGCGAGAGCGAAACUCCGCUCUCCGCUGCUGGGGCUUUAAGCUCCCCGUGUGAGGUGGCGUCUUCAAGUUCUCCGCGCGCUGCUCAGGCAGCGCGCGAUCCGUGGAUGCCGUCUGCGUCGGAGAUCGCAGGCCGAGUGGGCAACACUGUGCCUCCAAACGAAAUUCCGCUGUACGUAUGCAGCGGUAUCCACGACGAUGUUGUUGCGGAGGAGCAGUACUUUCAUCCGUUAACAAAUCAAAGGCGCGAUUAUUACAUCGGGCUCUUCCACGAGUUCCGAUACUUCUCCAGCAAGAAGACCUAUUCUCGCAGCAAAGUGCCUGAGUGGCAGGCACUUUGUCAAAGUUGGAAUGCUUUUGUUGAGAACUUCAACAAGAAACCGGCUGCUUAUCGCGAGCGGGUUAAGCAUGCCCGUGAGCGCUUCGAGACAUUCUCGACGCGCCAUCAGUGCACGUUGUGUCUUCCGGGUGCGGUGCGCUUGAGCGACCGCGACCUAAACGGGUACACGACUAUUCGUGUACCUGCGAGUCUCAAGGAUCUCCGUGCCAAGUUCUUGGCACGCGAGGAACGCGACGAUCGUGGGACUUCGGGCGCUGUAGGUGACCACAGCGCUCGCACUACCUUCGCGUCGGCAGUGCGUGAUGAGCUUCGUACGCCCUCACCAUUUCCGGAACGUCCUGCAGCAGGACGUCCCGCGGCUCCCAUGUAUCUUGGUGGGGCGGAAACCCUCUCCAACGAAUACGAUAACGAACCGGCUGCCGUGGUGGGAACACGCCCCGGGUAUGGUCAACUUAGGGUUAACCUUGGCCCGACGCUCGAGGAGCGGGUCGCUGCUGUGGAACAGCAUCAGAGCCGGGAGUUCGCCGCUCUGAAGCAGGAGGUGGCGAUCCUGAGGGCUCAAGUCGCUCAGGGUUCGCAGACCGCGUCGGACAUCUCUGUCGACGUGGGAGGUCGCGUCGAACGCUUGGCCCAGCGCGUUCACGCGCUGGAGCAGAGGUUCGCUCCCGCUGGGGCUUCCGCUUCGGGCCAGCCGAGCUAG